Molecule: messenger RNA, 796 nt
Organism: Mesocricetus auratus (golden hamster)
Lineage: Eukaryota; Metazoa; Chordata; Mammalia; Rodentia; Cricetidae
Product: polycomb group RING finger protein 2
Exons: 1
Coding region: 44-796 (250 amino acids)
Biological process (GO): negative regulation of transcription by RNA polymerase II
Cellular component (GO): PRC1 complex
Molecular function (GO): promoter-specific chromatin binding
Source: RefSeq, a predicted model, not a curated record
CCAGGGUGACGCUUCCCAAGUCUCAGUCCUGACCCCUGGCAUCAUGCAUCGGACCACACGGAUUAAAAUCACGGAGCUGAACCCUCACCUCAUGUGUGCCCUCUGUGGGGGUUAUUUCAUUGACGCCACCACCAUCGUGGAGUGCUUGCAUUCCUUCUGCAAAACCUGCAUCGUGCGCUACUUGGAGACCAACAAAUACUGCCCCAUGUGUGACGUCCAGGUCCAUAAAACCCGACCGCUACUGAGCAUCAGGUCAGACAAAACCCUCCAGGACAUUGUCUACAAGUUGGUGCCUGGGCUUUUUAAAGAUGAGAUGAAACGGCGGCGGGACUUCUAUGCAGCGUACCCGCUGACGGAGGUCCCCAACGGCUCCAAUGAGGACCGAGGCGAGGUCCUAGAGCAGGAGAAGGGAGCCCUGGGCGAUGAUGAGAUUGUCAGUCUUUCCAUUGAGUUCUACGAAGGAGUCAGGGACCGAGAGGAGAAGAAGAGCCUCAUGGAGAAUGGGGAUGGGGACAAGGAGAAGACAGGGGUGCGCUUCCUGCAAUGCCCAGCAGCCAUGACUGUCAUGCACCUCGCCAAGUUCCUCCGCAACAAAAUGGAUGUACCAAGCAAGUACAAGGUGGAGAUCCUCUAUGAAGAUGAACCCCUGAAGGAGUAUUACACCCUCAUGGACAUUGCCUACAUCUAUCCCUGGCGGAGGAACGGGCCUCUCCCCCUCAAGUACCGUGUUCAGCCAGCCUGCAAGCGGCUCACCUUGCCUACAGUGCCCACUCCCUCAGAGGGCACCAACAUUUGA